AUGCCAUCGGACCCCGCCGCUGCACUCAGCGCCUUGCUGCGCUCUUCCACCAUCCAUGACCACGAGGAGUACCUCAAGGCUGCCAACGCCGCCUUGAAAGCGAACAAGUCCGACAUCACGAGCCAGCACACCCGGGUCGUCGCCCUCCUGAGUCUCGACCGCUUCGAAGAUGCCGUGCGCGCCAUUGGCGAGGGCGGCGAUAGGCUGGCCGAGCAGUGUGUUCUGGAAAAGACCUAUGCCUUUUACAAGAUCGGCAAGUUGGAAGAGGCCACGGCGCUGCUAGAGUCGGCAGGCGACAAGGAUCGUGGCCUCGAGCACUUGGCAGCGCAGGUCGCGUACCGCGCAGACAGGUUUGGGGACGCCAUUCAGAUAUACGACAGGCUCGCGCGUAGUGAGGACCUCGGGGACGAGGAGAAUGACGUGACAAUCAACCGGAGAGCUGUCGCCGCGCAGAUGGUCUGGCAAGGGGUUGGCGUGCAAGAAGUUGACGAAGAUGAUUUGGAUACAUUCGAGCUGUGCUACAACGUCGCCUGCGCCCACAUCGCGAGGGGCAAUUUCGAUAAGGCGUCAGAGCUUCUCCAGAGGGCAGCUAGGCUGUGUGACGGAUCGGACGAAUUGACCGACGAGGACAAGCAGGCGGAGAUGCAGCCGAUACUGGCGCAGCAGGCCUAUGUGUAUGCCAAACUCGGCAAGACCAAGGAGGCCACUGACCUCUACAAGUCUUUGAGCCAAGCAGGCACCGAGGACCAAGACCUCACACUUGUCGUGGGCAACAACCAGUCUAUACUAGACGCGGAGACCACCAACCCCUUCCUCGUCCAGCGAAAGGCCGAUGCUCUGUCACAAAAGGCGCAUAAUGCAAAGCUGUUCAAGUACCAGUCCGACAUUCUCGCCCGAAACAGCCUCGUCGUCGAUCUUAACGCCCAAAAGGUGGACGGCAUCAGCAAAAGGACGGCUGGCUCACUCUCCAAAGCGCAGAUGCCUUCCACGCAAGCCUCGAACAACUCUCUCUCGGUUCUCAACGCAGCUGCCGGUGCCCACGGGUUGUCCGAGGGCGAGCUUCCACGCAAGCUCCAAGACAUGCUGCGCAAGAGCUCUGACGACCUCGGCCUUGCACUCACCAUUGUUCAAGUCCAAUUAAAGCAGGGCAAAAUCGGCGCGGCCCUGUCCACGCUCGAGGCGUUCCUCGCGCGCCUGGAAGCGAAAGAGGAGGCACAUGCUAAGGAUGCUCGGUUCAGCCCCGGCGUAGUGGCUCUGAACGUGUCACUCAUGCGGAACCAGGGGCGCGAGGCGUCGGCCAAGACCGAGCUCGUCAAGUCGGCGCGUUACUGGAAAGACCGUCCUGCCGGCUUCGCGACGGCUCUUUUGAGGGAAGCUGGCAUUGAGCUGCUCCGCUCGUCCAGCUCCGAGGAACUUGACCUGGCGGGGUCCGCUUUUGAAAAGCUCUUCAAAGAGAAUCAUGGCACGCACAUUGCCGCCGCCGGGCUAGUUGCCUCCCUAGCCACUUCGGAUCCCCAAAAGGCGGAGCAGUACAUCGGCCAGCUCCCGGCCGUGAAUGAUCUGAUUGGCGCCGUGGACGUGAAGAGUCUCAUAGCAACGGGCGUAGCCAGCCUUCCCAAAUUAUCUGCAGCCCCCAAGCGCCGCGCAACCGACGACGACGCGGACACGAAGGCCGCCAAGAAACGCCGGAAGCGCAAGCUCCCUGAGAACUACGACCCGAACAAGACCCCGGACCCUGAGCGCUGGCUGCCGCUACGAGACCGGUCGUCAUAUCGGCCCAAGGGGAAGAAGGGUAAGAAGAAGGUCGCAGAAUCUACACAGGGCGGCGUUGCCAAGGAAGAGGAGAAACUGGGACUUGUCGGCGGUGGCGAUGUCAAGGUCGAGCGCGCCCCUGCCGCUGGGGCUGCCAGCAAAAAGAAGAAAAAGGGUAAGAAAUAA
This is a messenger RNA of Emericellopsis cladophorae, 1938 nucleotides long. RefSeq names its product Signal recognition particle subunit-like protein. The coding region runs from base 1 to 1938 and encodes 645 amino acids. Lineage: Eukaryota; Fungi; Ascomycota; Sordariomycetes; Hypocreales; Bionectriaceae. The transcript has 2 exons. Gene Ontology annotation, cellular component: signal recognition particle, endoplasmic reticulum targeting. Gene Ontology annotation, molecular function: protein binding; 7S RNA binding; ribosome binding. The record is from RefSeq and is a predicted model, not a curated record. Gene Ontology annotation, biological process: SRP-dependent cotranslational protein targeting to membrane.